GUUAGCUUACAACAUUGAUCGUGAAUAUUGAAGGCCAUUUACCAGUCACUUUGAUUGGAUGAGCGAGUUCAACGGGUUCAGCCAAGUGUUGUUGAUCUGUGCGAUUGUUCUUUUUCGUUAUUUCCAUUUCAUCUGCCAUCGAAGGACAAUGAAAGGACGAGGCUCCCUGUGAAUAGAGACGUGUCUGUCCCACCUUUCGAGUCAAUUAAUGAUGAAUAAUCGAUCAUUGUCGUGACUGAUUCGAUCAUCUCGGUCGCCAUUGAUAAAUAGAUGUUGCCUCCGAUUGGGAGAACGUUGACGUUUUUAUUUGAUUAAUCAUUGGGAUAAGUCAAAGUCGAUUUGAUUCUCAAUUGAUGGAAAAUUCAAAUUAUAGUUCACUGAGUUUUCAAACAUUUGGUCUAUUGUUGGGCGCAUGGAGAUCUGAUGGUUGAGAGCCCGUUGGAUGAGAUAAAGCAGAAUGGGACUCAUUUGUCGCUGAUUAAAUCUACGGAAAUGUCAUGUGAAUGAGGCGUUGUUACAAUUCUUUGUGUCUCGAGAAUUCAGAAAUAAAUUUCUGAAAAGAUAGGAAAUUGUUAGAAUAACUGUGAAAUUAUUCUAAGGAGUGAAUGAUGGAUAGUGUUAAUCUAGUCGUGAUUGCGAUGGCGCUGAUGUGCCUGGUCAUGGCCAGUAGCGUUGACAAUCAAGAUGCAGAGAAGAAAUUAAAUCGAUUAGCCACUUACAAACUACCGAAUAACAUCAAAGUGACAACGACUCGGCCGAUUACCAAAAUUCGAAAAUCGGGGAAUAAACUCAGGCGAAAAACAAAUGUUGUGGCGAUGGACAAUACGACGAAACUUCCAGUUGAUUCAGGGGAGGAAGAGGAGGGGAAUUUUUCGUUACUGCUGAAACAAGCCGAACUGAGGGGAAGACCAAAAAAACACAAGAAGAUGAAGCGAGCCCUGAUAGCCCUUCUGCUGGCUUACAAACUCAAAUUCGCAGCCCUGGUUCCCGCCAUAAUCGGGGGCUUAAUAAUGCUGGUGAUGACAACUGGUCUCGCUGGUUUUUUCUUCGCCCUUUUCGCCGCGGUAUUGGGCCUGAAGAACACCUGAGACCCGUAUUACAUUCGAUUCUCUCGGGAAAUUCGGGAAAAUCAUUAAAUAAGUAUCUACGAAAAUGGACUAAAAUCGAAUAAUUUAUUGUACCUCGACGACUCGCGUCCAAUCAUAUAAGUUAAACAAAUAAAUAUCUGAAUAUUGUGGCUGUACACGACGCCAUUUGUAUUUUUCUCUCAUUCCACAGAAUCAUAAUUUAUUCACAAUCCAAUGGAAUCAAUCCAAUCAUAUCUGAUUAUCAGUUUCAGUGCUACUGUAUCUCCGUUGAA
Diachasmimorpha longicaudata is the source of this 1360-nucleotide messenger RNA. RefSeq lists its product as uncharacterized. The coding region runs from base 606 to 1088 and encodes 160 amino acids. Lineage: Eukaryota; Metazoa; Arthropoda; Insecta; Hymenoptera; Braconidae. The record is from RefSeq and is a predicted model, not a curated record. The transcript has 2 exons.